AUGAAAUCUAUACAAGAUAACCAGAAAAAGCAAGACGAUAAAUUAGAUUCUUUGAAUGAUCAAAUCAAUGAAUUGUACGAGAAUGAAUAUGAUGACUAUGAUUAUUUAGACUUAAAGCCUCGGGCUAAAACUGCUAGUUCAGAUGACUAUAAUAAGGAUGUGCAAGGCAAAUCAAAAGUUUCAGAACAGUCAGUUGAAAAAAGUAGGUUUACUACUACAUGUACUAUGAGCAAUCGGUUUAAGCAAAAAGAAUUAACUGGGGAAAACAUUGAUGAAACCUUGGCAGAAAACAUUACUGACUUGUUUAGAAAUGGUAUGAAUGAGAUAAAUUUUAUAAAAGAUAUAGAAGACUGCUUUAAGAUUAUCAUAGCAAAUCGUAUUUACUUUGAACGUGGAAGUUCAAGAUCCAGAGGACGAUUUGGUAGACGUGGUAGAGGCAGAUAUGGCCGUGGAAGAGAAAACGGGGAGCCGUGA
Molecule: messenger RNA, 474 nt
Organism: Mytilus californianus (California mussel)
Lineage: Eukaryota; Metazoa; Mollusca; Bivalvia; Mytilida; Mytilidae
Exons: 3
Coding region: 1-474 (157 amino acids)
Source: RefSeq, a predicted model, not a curated record